Molecule: messenger RNA, 5611 nt
Organism: Brienomyrus brachyistius
Lineage: Eukaryota; Metazoa; Chordata; Actinopteri; Osteoglossiformes; Mormyridae
Product: rho GTPase-activating protein 45-like
Exons: 23
Coding region: 212-3631 (1139 amino acids)
Biological process (GO): signal transduction; activation of GTPase activity
Cellular component (GO): membrane
Molecular function (GO): GTPase activator activity
Source: RefSeq, a predicted model, not a curated record
UCUUGAAGGCUGCCGCGGCGGCGGAUGUUGAGGCAGAUGCGUGUGACAGAGCCGAUGCGCGGCUGACGGCAGGAAGAGGCUAAGACGGUGAACGGCGCGCCUCCGCUCCGCUUUUUAAUGGAGGUUUCGAGCUCCUAAAGAAAGGGGGGGCUGAAGACGGCGAAGAGCUGGGGGCCGGCGUGCUUUUAAAACAAAUAAAUAAAGAGUCAAAAUGUUCAGAAAGAGGAAGGAACUCACUAAAACUAACUCAAUAUCAAAAAGGACAGGAAGCACUGGAACUCACAAUUCAUCCCUCUCUGUUCUCCAGGAGCAGCCCCCUCGUGUUAAUACCUCUGAGUCAUCUCCAUGUCCUGCUCCUGGAUCCAGCCACGUGGAUGCGUCCUGCUCAACCGGCUCCAACAGCCCCGGCUCCACGCUCCUGCACAGCCGACUGGCCGGCUGUCCCUCCCCCGGGGCGACUCUGCGGAGGCCCACCUCCCUCAGCCGGCAUGCCAGUGCCGCCGGCUUCUCCCUCCAGGCCACUGGCAGCUGGGGCUUCGCCAAGGGCCAUGGCAGGGUGCCGACUGCCCAGAGCCCCUCCCUGGAGGUGACCGAGGGUGCACCCAUUGAAGUGGAGGACAUCCCAGCCCUGCUGAAGGACGUGGCCCGCUUUGCAGAAGCCGUGGAGAAACUGAAGGAUGUGGUGGUUGGAGAAGAGAAGCAGGAGAGCCGGCGAGCCGCGGCCCACGAGUGCCUGGGAGAGGUCCUGCGGAACCUGCGGCAGAUCAUCGGGACCUACCCGCUGCUGAACACCGUGGAGACGCUCACCGCAGCUGGAACGCUCAUCUCCAGGGUCAAAGGCUUCCACUUUGAAUCCAGCACCGAAGUCGACAAGAAGGAGUUCGAGAAGGCCAUCGAGAUGAUCGCGGUGGCCUUCAGCAGCAGCGUGUCGGAGCUGCUGAUGGGGGAAGUCGACAGCAGCACCUUGUUGGCACUGCCACCCACGGAGAAGAGCAGGUCGAUGGAGAACCUGUAUGGAGCGGCAAGCCAGGGGACAGACACACCUCUGACGAAAAGCGAUCUGCCAGACGCCGCUCUGAUUGCAGAAGAGGUGGACAUCAUUCUCCAGCAUAGCGAGGGGGGUGUGGAGUCAGCCCUCACCUACGCCAAGAGCAUCUCCAAGUACAUGAAGGACGUGAUCAACUACGUGGAGAAGAGGAUUGGGCUGGAGAUGGAGUUCUCCAAGGGCCUGCAGAGACUGUAUCACUCUUGCAAGCACAGUCUGGCACAGCCCCACAUGCCCUUCUUCUCCAUCUACUCGGUGGCGCUGGAGCAGGACCAGGAGCAGAGCUCCAGCAUGCUGCACUCCUCAGUGUCGCAGCACAGCCAGACCUUCCUGCAGCCUCUGUCACACCGAAGGCAGGAGCACGAGAAGAGACGCAAAGAGAUCAAGGAGCAGUGGCAGAGGGCCAGGAGGAAGCUGACUGAUGCUGAGGCUAACCUGCGGAAGGCGAAGCAGGCCUACCUGGUGCGCUACGAGGAGUACGACAAGGCCAAGGCGGUGGCCAGCAAGGCCGAGGAGGAGCAGAGCAGUGCGGGCAGCAGCUCAGGAAAGGCCCUGGAUCGCAAGAAGCGGCUGGAGGAGGAGGCCCGGAAUAAGGCUGAGGAGGCUGAGGCCACCUACCGCACCUGCAUCGCUGAUGCCACCACCCAGCACCAGGAGCUGGAGGACGUGAAGGUCAACGUGCUGCGGCAGGUUCAGGAGCUCAUCAAGCAGAGCGACCAGAUCCUGCGAGCGGGAACCAUCGCCUACUAUCAGAUCAUGCAUGUACAGACAGCCCCGCUGCCAGUGCACUACCAGACGUUGUGCGAGAGCAGCAAGCUGUAUGACCCAGGUCAACAGUACGGCGCUCAUGUCAAGGACCUGCAGAUGCCCGAGGAACCUGAAACCCAUUACGUCUUCGAGCCCUACAGCGCCCCCUGCAGCCAAUCUGGGGGCCGUGCCCGUCAUGACAGCUUCAACACAGAGCGGCAGAGCAGCACCGAGACCCCACCCAGCUCCGGAGAGGGAGCCCCUGGGGACAGUGGCAAUGCCAAAGACAAACCCAAGAGGGGGCGAGGCCACCAGACCCACAAAUCCUGGCCCUCGACAGUGAGUGACACUGACAGCGUAGGUGGCGACGGCCUGGAGUCCCCGGCAACCAGCACAGGUGACAUCACCAAAAUGGCCAGGUCCCCCUCAACAGGGACCAUGUCCUCCACGGAGGACCUGAACGAGAAGGAGAGCGGGGUGGGAUCACUGGAGCAGAGCAUAAACGGGAUCGAACCUGAAAUGGUGGUACCGACUGGGCCCUUCCGCAACGUGGGGCUGUCCAAGGCUGCGCAGACGCAUCGACUGCGCAAGCUGCGCGCGCCGUCUAAGUGCCGGGAAUGUGAGAGCUACGUGUACUUCCAGGGGGCUGAGUGUGAGGAGUGCUUCCUGGCCUGCCACAAGAAGUGCCUGGAGACGCUGGCCAUCCAGUGCGGCCACAAGCGGCUGCAGGGUCGACUGCAGCUGUUCGGCAGGGAUUUCUCCCAGGUGUCGGCGAGCAGCUCCGACGGCGUGCCCUUCAUCAUCACCAAAUGCAUCCUGGAGAUUGAGCGGCGGGCGCUGAAGAUGAAGGGCAUCUACCGGGUGAACGGAGUGAAGACGCGGGUAGAGAAGCUCUGCCAGGCUUUCGAGAACGGCAAGGAGCUAGUGGAACUGUCCCAGGCAUCACCCCAUGACAUCAGCAACGUACUCAAACUGUACCUCAGACAGCUUCCGGAGCCCGUCAUGCCAUUCCGGAUAUACAACGACCUGAUGGGCAUGGCCAAGGAGAGUCUGAAGGGGGAGAUGGGCGAUGGAGCCGAGGGCGUCAAGGGCUCGGAGCUAGUGGACCAGGGCGCGGCCACAGAACCCGAGGCGCUGGUCCUGGUGGAGCAUCUGCGGGUGAUACUGCUGGAUCUGCCUGGGCCCAACCUGGCUACUCUGCAGGGCAUCAUCCGGCACCUCUGCAGGAUUGCGGCACUGGAGCAGGAGAACAAGAUGAGCCCAUCCAACCUGGGGAUAGUGUUUGGGCCCACGCUGAUGCGGCCGCGGCCCACGGGGGCCACCGUGUCCCUGUCCUCGCUGGUGGACUAUCCCCACCAGGCUCGCAUCGUCGAGGCGCUCAUCGUUUUUUAUAGCCGCAUCUUCUCAAGCAGCAGCGGCCCUGUCCGGCCUGCCGCCGGCUCCACCUCCGAAAGGAACAGCCAGGACCUCAGCGCUGACAGCAGCAAGGAGAGCGUGGAGGCAGGGGAAGAAGCAGCCGGAGCAGAGCAACAAAGCGGGGUACCUUCCAAGGACUUGGUGGAGGACCUCUCUGGAAACUCCUUGGGAUCCUCUGGCUCUCGCGAGAGGUCCCUGGACUCAGACUCUGAUCUGGAAGAGAUGGCUGGCAGCCCCAGGGACACAACCAAGGCUCCCAGUCUUGCCAAGCAGUCUAGUGAGACAAGCACCGAGGAUGAGCACCUGAGCCCCAGGACCAGCCUGGACCUGUCAGUGCAUCCCCCGCCUCUCCCCGAAAGCGAACCCCCCCAGGAGGCAGAGAGCUCCGAGCAGGACCGGGACGCUUCCAGCCCUGGACCCUGAGCUGGUGGCAAGGGAUCAUCCAUGAUGAGUCCAACCUUUUAGAAACUGUGCAGAAUGUACCUUCAAAGCUUUCAUAUGUGCAUUUUUACACAUUUUUAUCAUCCCGUCUCAUGUAGGAAUUUUGAAACGUGCCUUUCGCCUUUGAGCAUCAGUUUUUAGAGGACAUCGCAGUGCCACGGGAGCCCAAACUGCUGUCAGUGAUUUAAAGCAGCAGAAUGUGAAGCAGCUCACAUAGUAUCUUAUUCACAUCUUUCAGCAGUCAAGUCAAUUUAGCCAGUUUUUUUUUUUCUUUUGGAAAGGAGUUUGCCAUCUUUUACAUUAAAUAAUCAUCAAGAUGCCGACCCUGUAAGUCGAAGUCUGUACCACAGGGUUUCACAUGUAAUAUAUUUUACUGAAGUUAAAGGUGUGAGUCUGUAAUUCAUUGCUACAAAAUUGAUUUGCUUGUAUUAUAGCAUUUUGCACUCGUGUUUAUCCUGGAUUUGUGGAUGGCAAUGACCUGUGUUCCACACUGAAAGGAGUCAGUUGGUGUUUUGGGAAUCUGUCUAGGAUGCCUCCUGGAUGGCUACCUGGGGAGAUGUUUUGGGUAUGUUCAACUGGGAGGAGGCCCCAGGGCAGACCGAGGACACGCUGGAGUGAUCUCUUGGCCUGCCUGGAAAUGCUUUGGUAUUUCCUUGGUGGAGCUGGCUGGUGAGAGGGAGGUCUGGGCAUACCUACUUAGGCUGCUGCCCCAGUGACCUGACCCUGGAUAAGCUGCACAAAAUAGAUGGAUGGAUGUAACCAGAAUGCAGGACUUAAUAUUUCACACUCAGCAGUACCUUAAGGUGUUUCUGUUUUGCAUCCAGUAUUAUUCCAGUUCUGUCCCAUUUCCUCCAAAAACAUUUCCUGCCUUGGCUCUUCCUUCCUCCACAGUACAGCGGCAUUUUCUGGGUGAUUAUUUUUCAUCCUGCUCCUUUGGCACUAGGCACUGAACCUAGUUUUUUGGACCCGAGGCUCUGAGGCGCAUGUUGAUGCAUCUCCAACAUCACCCCACAGUGGGUUGGGGGGGGGAUGCCGUACUACAUGGAUUCCACGGACCCCGUAUGAUAUUCGUUAAAAUUCUUGAAAAUCGAAGAGCUCUCGAAAUGCUUGUACUUUUUAUGAAACUGCUUGUUUUCUUUUCCAUUUUAUGCAGCCAGUACAUCGGUUUUAUCUGCGAUAGCAGGGCACCGGUGUGGUUAUUUUGCUCUGCUGGGUAGGAGCAGGCAUCCUCUCUGCAGCAUAGCUUUCUGUGAAAUCGCAGGAAGGCGUUCAUCCUUAAGAGGUUGAACAAGAAAUGUGCAGCAUAUACUGUACAUAACAUUUUGCUAUGAAACUUCCUCACGCACUCAGCUUUUCAAACUAGAGAAACUACUACUACUCUAGUAUACUGUAAUUCCUGAAAUACUAUAGUACGGCCCAGUAGAACAAGUGCGAGAACUGGACCCAUAAAUAGUGUUUUCAGCAUGAGAGACUUUUAUUCGUGUUCGCAUGGCUGUGUUGCAGCCUAUUACAGCUUCUGUAGUUCAACUCUCAUGUGUGUACAAAGGUACUUAGAUUUAAGAGAUACGAGAUUUUAAAUAAUGAACUGUUUGAGUGUGUGUGCAGACUUGGAAUUUUCCAACUGUAAGAGCUGAUAAAGUAAUGUGUGGGUAAAAUCUAUAUUUAUUGCUUUUUAAUACGAAAUAUAAAAUUUUACGAUAGCCUUAUUUCAGUCAUUAUUAUGCAUACAGUAUUUUUGUACAAAAUUUCUGUACAAGUAAACAUACAGUUAUGUACAUAAAAUAGGCAAGAGUUUGACUGUUCUUAUGCUUUUCAAUUCUUACUAAAAUGAAAAAAAAAAUCAUCCAAUUUGGUUUUCCUUCUUGAACACAGCAAAGAGUCGUGCAAAAAAAUCUGUAUAAAUGACAACAGAUUACAUGUAUCUGGAAAAUAAAACUCACUGAAUAUUUUACAGAGUAAAAA